UCAGAGAGAGAGACAGACAGUCAGUCAGUCAGGCCCCCCGGACACCCUCUCGGCCCCCCGCCAUGCUCGCCCUCUUCAACAAGCUGCUGGACUGGUUCAAGUCUCUCUUCUGGAAGGAGGAGAUGGAGCUGACGCUGGUCGGGCUGCAGUACUCGGGCAAGACCACCUUCGUCAACGUGAUAGCGUGUGGACAGUUCAGUGAAGAUAUGAUACCAACUGUGGGAUUUAACAUGAGAAAAAUAACCAAAGGAAAUGUUACCAUCAAGCUUUGGGAUAUCGGUGGACAGCCUCGAUUUAGAAGCAUGUGGGAGCGAUAUUGCAGGGGCGUCAGUGCCAUUGUGUACAUGGUGGAUGCUGCAGACCACGAGAAGAUUGAAGCUUCAAAGAAUGAGCUGCAUAAUUUAUUAGAUAAACCACAGUUACAGGGCAUCCCAGUACUAGUUCUUGGCAACAAGCGAGAUUUGCCUGACGCGUUGGAUGAAAAAGAACUUAUUGAAAAAAUGAAUCUUUCAGCAAUCCAAGAUCGAGAAAUCUGUUGUUACUCCAUCUCCUGCAAAGAAAAGGAUAACAUUGAUAUAACACUACAGUGGCUCACUCAGCAUUCAAAGACCAAACGAAGCUGAGAAAAAAGGAUGUUGAUUUCUUAUUCAUACCCAGGACCUGCUGUAGUUAAUGCAGACCUCCCUUUCUCCCUCCCUGGAACAAAAGUCUAGAAAGCUAUCUUAACACUGAGGUCAAAUUAAUGUUUUUAUCAUAAAGAGUGUUUGACAUUGUUUUGCACUGUUGUUGUUUUUUUAAAAAUAUAUAUAUAUAAAUAAGCAAAGUUACUAAAUCUGACCUUGUGAAGCAUAAAAUGUUUACCACUGUCCGUUUAGAAAAAGGGGUUUUGUUUUUGUAUAAAUGGGGCCUUUUUUUAUUUUUAAUACGCAUGCCUAUAAAGCCCCAUUGCACAAUGGAACUCCUCAUCCCAAGAUGCCAUAAGUUGCAGGAAGCACAUUUACAUCCCAUUGCAUCAACUCAGGCCAGCGUGAGGUAGCCCAAUUGUGCAUCUCGGCAAACCUACCUUUGUUUCAUUAUUGCACCUAACAAGCCUCCUUUUGGCCGGUUCAACUUGAAAAAAAAUUGUGGAUAGCCUUUUGUUGGUCACCGAUUUUUUUUUUUAAAAAGAACAUAAAUGAAUCAAUGCAGAUAAUUUACAGAAUAAUUGAGAUCCGAGUCCAUUUUAUCUUCAAGUAUGACAUAUUUAAAAUCUCAGAUGAGGAGACUGUUGCUGGUAAAGGACGGAGGGGAUAAUACAUGGUCACCCAUGUAAUCUGCCAUAUAAAUAUAGAUAUAUAUAUUAAAAAGGUACUGAAUGCCUUACUGAUCCACUACAAUAAAAUAAUCUUCAUACCCUUCCAAUAAUAGUAUUAUUGACAUAAUCAAAUACCUGGUGUCAAUAACUUUAUGUACUUAAUGAAGAUCUUUAGUUGCUUUGGAAAUUAAGUUGCCAGCAAUUUCUUGUACGAACAUGACGGGAAGGUGUUAAAACAGUCCGAGUUCUUGUAUGUAUUAUGUUACUUUACCCCUUAAUUGUAUUUAUUGCCUUGAAAUUUCCUCUGGUUCACCGAUCCUGUACAUAUUGUAUGAUGGAGAGGCUUAGAUUUGACUUGGCCAGAUCAUUUCCAGUCAUGACAGAAAGGCAGACUGAGACCGUUUCUAUCUUUAUUAUAUUUAACAAAUUAUUCUCUAUUCUUGCAUUUGCUUGGCAUGGAACAUGAGCAAUGUGACCUCAUAAGAGUAGCACUCCCGCCAGUCCAGUGAAGAAGCCAGUACAGAUUUCACUGAUAAUCUUGCCAUGUACACAUUAUAAAUUGUGUCUAUGCUUCGUAGCUCCGAAAUUAUUUGAUGAACUUUUUUUUGUACAGUAAUUUUUUUUUAAAAAUCCUCAGGAUGGGGAAAUGAGACAAACUACUGCUAUCCACUUUUUAUUUUUUUUCCUGCUUUUUAGCCUGCAUGUUCUCUUGAUGUAUUUUAAUACUUGCUGCUGUUUAAUAGCACAUCCCUAUAGGUGCACAUUGAAAUAUUUUUACUUUUGACAGGUAUUAUACCAGGUGAUAAGCUUGUUUUUAUUGUGACUUGCCUUUUAAUAAGUUUACAAUCUGUGUUUAAUUGCAGUUUUGUACAUACAGAUUUAAACCAAAUCGUUGAAAUUUUUAAAAACUUACAAAUGAAUUUGUGAUAAAUAUUGUAUUAGAUAGUAAUUUGCUUCAAUACAGGUACUUGGCUGUGAAAGCUUGUGGUUAGCGGUAUUUGCUGCAUUAUCUGUCUAUUAUAUGAGGAGAAUGAUGGACUAAUAGCUUGUAGUAUGUUUUUCUUUCUUGAACUGUGACGAUUUUAAGUGAAUCCUUUUUCCAGCAGUUUUAAGAAACCGGUAAAUAUUGAAGUUAAUGCAUAAUGUGUCCUAUAAUAAUAGCUUGUUGACCUGUACAGUCAACUUGUCAACUUGUCCUGCGGGUGAUUAAUGUACUGUUGCUCUUGUCAUUUGAUGAAGCUAGUGCUGUAAUAAACGCAUCCACACAAA
Messenger RNA from Callorhinchus milii (elephant shark), 2563 nucleotides. RefSeq names its product ADP-ribosylation factor-like protein 8A. NCBI's taxonomy places the organism in Eukaryota, Metazoa, Chordata, Chondrichthyes, Chimaeriformes, Callorhinchidae. Gene Ontology annotation, biological process: anterograde axonal transport; protein transport. Gene Ontology annotation, cellular component: lysosomal membrane. The transcript is spliced from 7 exons. The record is from RefSeq and is a predicted model, not a curated record. Gene Ontology annotation, molecular function: GTP binding; GTPase activity. Bases 63 to 623 code for a protein of 186 amino acids.